Molecule: messenger RNA, 2846 nt
Organism: Neodiprion virginianus
Lineage: Eukaryota; Metazoa; Arthropoda; Insecta; Hymenoptera; Diprionidae
Gene: lok
Product: ovarian-specific serine/threonine-protein kinase Lok
Exons: 8
Coding region: 304-1818 (504 amino acids)
Biological process (GO): protein phosphorylation
Molecular function (GO): protein kinase activity; ATP binding; protein binding
Source: RefSeq, a predicted model, not a curated record
GACACUGAAAUGUAAGAAAUAUGUAAACUGAAACGGUGAGAAGAAAAAAGGAAGAGACCCUAUGAUUUCAAGCUUGUUAUUUCGACGCCCAAGCGAAAACAGCGACAGGCGAAUGUCCUCCAAAUAAUUUCAUGUCAGAGAAGAAUCGUCUGUACCACGUCGUAAUUUAUCUACACUUAAAUGCCACAAAUAUAACCUCUCGAGCCGGUCACGUGUCCGUAAGUUAAACGCUGUUGUUCUCGCUCACCUCCGACCUGUUGGUGCCUUUGACGGUCGGGCCGAAUCAGCAGAAAGGUUAUCGCAAUGGCUGCAGAGGAUCAAUUACCGCUUACCUUACCGGACACCCAAAAUGCCGACAUCUUGACCCCGCAGAGCCAGGAACAGGAACCACGGUCCCAAGGUUCCCAGAAGAUAUGGGGAAUGCUUUACCCGAGCAGUGACAGGUUGCAGAGAGUCGAAAUGACUAUGAAUGAGUACACAUUGGGCCGUGCGGCACAUUGCAACAUAUGCCUGACGGAACAACAUCUUGACAGUAAAAAAUGGUGGGGUGUUAUUAGCAAGCUGCACUUUCGAAUAACAAGGGUAAUUGUUAGCCCUGGAACGAAUGACAUGGUGGUUUACCUGGAGGACACAAGCCACAACGGUACAUUUGUUAAUAAGCUCCUUGUGGGAAAAGGAAAACGAAUUAUUCUAGAACACGGUGACGUAAUCGGGCUGGCUCAGGCUGAGAAAAAAGUUUAUACUUUUAUGAGUAUCAGCGGAUCAGAAAAUAGUAUCCUGCCUCCAGAAUUGAAAUGCAAGUACGCUGUAUCAAGAACGCUUGGUUCUGGUGUGUGCGGUGAGGUGAAAAUGAUCUAUACUAAAGUCGGGUGCAAAAAGUUUGCGCUCAAGACUAUCGCUAAGAAUAAAUUUCAUGGCUGUGAUGGAGGGAAUCCGUUCAACGAUCCAGGGAAGAUCCUCAAUGAGGUUCACAUACUCAAGGCCUUGAGGCAUCCUUGCAUAAUAAGGAUGGAAGAAAUCCUAGACACCCCGUCGUCGGUUUAUAUUGUCCUUGAGCUGAUGGAGGGUGGUGAACUAUUUGAUAGGAUUCGUAAGGAACGUUCUGGAUUGAGCGAAAGAAUUGCCAAAGUAAUAUUCUACCAGGUCGUUCUCGCCGUUCACUAUCUACACCAACGCGGGAUAACCCACAGAGACUUGAAGCCAGAAAAUAUACUGUUGGCUACUAACGCUGAAAUAACACUGGUUAAAGUGACAGAUUUCGGUCUGUCAAAGCUGGUCGACACUCAGACUAUGAUGCGCACUUUUUGUGGCACUCCACUAUACGUGGCUCCUGAAGUAUUAUUGACGCACGGAAAAGGGUCGUACACAAACCAGGUAGACGUAUGGAGUUUGGGCGUAAUUCUGUACUGUUGUUUAAGUGGGCUGGUACCAUUCAUCAGUAAUGCCAAAGAUAUAUCAUUGCAGCAUCAAAUUGUUCAAGGAAUUUACUCAUUCCCGAGAGAGCGGUUUAAGAAGGUUUCCUUGCGUGCCAUCGACCUCAUUCAGCGUAUGCUGACUGUAGAUCCGAGUAAACGGAUCACCAUUCAGGAUGUCGUACGCCAUCCAUGGCUGCUGGACAGGGAAGUGAGAAGCAUUGUUAGCGAACUAAUGAACGAAGAUGACGAAUACAACGAAAAUCUUGUACCGUUUUCUGUGCCAUCAACUUCAGGAGUUGCAUCAGCGGUUGUACACGCAUCUAGGCUUAAGGCUACAGCAGGUCUCAGACGACAAAGAAUAGAACCACCGACUGCCGCGUUGAAGAGGGCGCGCGUAGAGUGACUGAGUACCUUGUUCAAAAUACUUAGUAAUUAAACUUACGUACCAGAUCAACGUGUAACAGCCAUGGUGGGUCGUUGCGCGGAAUAAUUAUGAUUUAGGAAUUUAUCGUUUCACUUAGUAAGUUUCCUCGUUUAUGUAAAGUUGUGGACCGACCAAUGAUCAGGGUAUCAAAAAGGUGUAGCUUUUUUCUCUACUUAUGCAAAACUAAUUUUACAAGUAAAAUAGAAUCAAAGAUCGAACAAAACAAAAGUAUUAUCCUUAAGCUUAAACGCUGUGAUCGAAGUCGUACCUAGUCAGACGUGUAAAUAAUAUGAACAAACGGUGAAGACUUUCUAUUUUUUUUUUUUUUUAACUUGAUUUUUCGCGUGAUCUCCAACUGUUGUGUUAAAAAUUGUACUAGUUACACGGAAGACACAUUGUUCCGAAUGGAAUGAAAGUUCGAAAAGAAAACUUUAAGUGUUACAGUGUUAGAAUGAAGGAGCUAGUCCCUAACAUUUUUUGUUUGUAGUCCUCAAAAUGUUUUGAUGUGAUGACAAAUCAUGGGGAUAAGUAAUAGACGUAGCCCCAAUCAAUGGCUAAUACAGUACAAAGACAAGUUGACGUAGGUUUUUUUUCUUCACUUGUUAUACUCGUGCUGACGCGAGUCUUUCUAAACUCUGUUAAAAAUACCUGAUAAAUACAAUAUUACUUGAGUGUUAAGUCGUGCUUUCAGUGAAGCAAUAUAUAGCUCUAAACGAUAAUUAUCACUUUUUUUUAAUUAUAUUAUUUUCAUAUCUAUAAUUAAAUAAACGAUUAUAAGACUAUUUUUAGGUGAAAAUAACGAAGCAUUUCGUACGGUUAUUCUCGUUGAAAAUAUUUCUCGUUAAUCUUGAAUGAAAAAUUAUCCUCGUAAUUGUGAGAAAAAUAUGUAAAAGUAAACAACGUGUUAACGUAGAAAAGAAUUUUGUAUUCAAAAUCACGUCCCACGGUGACAACAACGUUAUGGUAUGAGGGAAGUAUAGGGUGAAUAAUUAUUACCACAUAUAAAU